CAGGAACUAAUCAAACGGUGCUGCUGUUUUUUAUGCUUAUCUGUCAAAAUUGCUUUUUAAAAGAGAUAAAGUUUGGAUUAUCCGCUACUCGGACUCUUUUUGUUGAUCAAACUGAGUUUCCUUGAUGGCUGAAGGUGGACCGGCGUUAGGCUGGCAAGAUGAUAAGACACUGUCGGAGGCGUGCCGGUACAUGCUGACCAGUCGUUUUGCAGCAGAUGUUGAGUUCAGUGUCGGCAACCAACAAGAAAUUGUCAAGGCUCACAAGUUUAUUUUAGUAUGUAGGAGUUCUGUAUUUCAGGCAAUGUUUACAAAUGACUUUGCCGAUAACAGAGAAACAAUUAAAAUACCUGAUAUAGAACUUGAAAUAUUUGAAAAACUUCUCACAUUCCUGUAUACAGAUGAAACGGAAAUUACGGGAGAUAAUGUACUGCCAUUAUUGUACGCUGCUAAAAAGUACAGUGUUAAUAAAUUAGUCCGUAAAUGUCUUGAAUUUCUGGACAAGGGUCGCUCACCUGAAAAUAUAUGUGAUAUUCUAGAACAAGCUCAUUUCUACAACGAAAACGACUUUCGGGAGAAGUCAGUCCGGUAUAUUUUAGACAAUGCCAAAUCUGUUCUUGGGGAUUCCACUUUUCUGGAACUUUGCCAGGACUGUGUAAAGAUGAUAAUAACGUACGAUGAAUUACAAGCAGACGAACGUACAGUGUUAGAGGCUGUCACGUCGUGGGGUGAACAUCAAUGUCAAAAACAAAAUUUAGAGAAAAAUCAUGUAAACUUGAGAAGUGUUCUAGGCGAUAUUCUUUAUCUUGUACGCUUUCCAUUGUUAGGAGAGACAUAUUUUACUAACGUUGUGUCAGAGACAGCAUUGCUAAAUGAUGCUGAAAAAGUUGAACUAUUUAAAUAUUUCUACAAACCAGGCUACAAAACUGAAACAUUUAUUAGUAGAAAUAGAUACGCUACAAAUGAUACGCCAAAAUAUACCGCCACGCCAACAAAAAAGACGGAGUACCGCAAUAUUCAAACAUGUCUGCGGUUUAACCGCGUUUGUGAAGACGGUUCCUGGUAUUGUGGCGGGGAACCAGAUGCUAUUACGUUUACGACCAAUCAGAAUCUCUGGAUUCAUGGCGUGUUGGUUUAUGGCACGUACAUUGGCGAAGGCAAUUAUGACGUCACUUGCUCUAUAAAUGAUUCUUCAGAGACUGAAAUGAUUCAAGUACGAAAACAAAUCAAGACUGUAGAGCACCAGUUAACAUACGAAGUUUUAUUUGAGGAGGAAAUACAAAUACAACGAGAUAAAAGAUAUUCUGUGCUAGUGAAACUAACAAACCCUUACGGGAUUGACACAUAUCAAGGUUUAGACGGUAGUGCGUCUGUUACAGUUGGUAAUGUUAAAUUCAAUUUUUCAAAAUCCAAGAAUAGUCGUAACGGAACUGAUGUUAAAAUUGGUCAAAUUCCUGGACUGUUGUUUUCUACUUUAGAAUAAAGCAUAACGAUCAAUAAUAAAAAUGUCACCUAUACCCUA
This is a messenger RNA of Ruditapes philippinarum (Manila clam), 1519 nucleotides long. RefSeq names its product BTB/POZ domain-containing protein 6-like. Gene Ontology annotation, biological process: neurogenesis. The coding region runs from base 125 to 1480 and encodes 451 amino acids. Gene Ontology annotation, molecular function: protein binding. NCBI's taxonomy places the organism in Eukaryota, Metazoa, Mollusca, Bivalvia, Venerida, Veneridae. Gene Ontology annotation, cellular component: cytosol. The record is from RefSeq and is a predicted model, not a curated record. The transcript has 4 exons.